AGCAGAUUUGACUUUCAACAGUUCCCUUCUAGGCGUCCCAGCCAUAAUGAUUGUGCUCCUUCCAAACACCACCCACAAUACCAUGGUCGCUACAAAUAUGCUAGCUAUGCCGUCUGGAACAUCGGACUAUAAGAACCCUACCAACCUUGGUAUAAACUGCCCACCUACAUGGCGGCCGCUUUAUGCAGAUAUCCCUGGGCUCAGUUCCUUCCAGUGAAUGAUUACCCAAAGGCAGAAAACCGCCCAGAAGUUGAGAGAACAACCAAGACUACCUUCACGGCUCAAAGUGAUUACACUACCAUGUUAGGACACACUACCAUAUUUGAACAGGAACUUCAUACUCAGAUGGUUGGUCCACUCGAGGACCCGAACAUACCACUAGUCACUAUAACUAUCCUGCAUGUCAUGAUAGGCGCCUUUUUAGGUUCAUCGAGCUUCUACUUUGGGGAUCGAAUUCAAGAAGAUGCCAGGCGCGACUAGGCUGCCGAGGUUUUGGCACCAAAUCCCCCUACACCCUCUGGUUAUGUUCCAAUUAUCUUGACCAGACCUAUCCAUGGCGUCGUCGCCUUCUCGAAGCUGUGAUCUAGUAUGCAAUCACCAACGUGUCUGAAGUUAUGGGAACAUGCCAUCUGCCGCAUGUGGCUCAUAUAGUUUGCAUUGUGAGGCCUGCUUUUGGAAGGCAAUGUCUAAAGGAAACAGUUUUACGAAGUUGGACAGGACGUUUCUACCUCAGCCUAUUUACCCAUACUAAUCAAAAAUCGAACCGGACCACGACUGCUCGGGUUGCGCAUACCUCACUUUCCGAAUCAAGUUGGUCGACUCGGAUCGACCU
Aspergillus versicolor CBS 583.65 is the source of this 832-nucleotide messenger RNA. RefSeq lists its product as uncharacterized. The record is from RefSeq and is a predicted model, not a curated record. The transcript has a single exon. Lineage: Eukaryota; Fungi; Ascomycota; Eurotiomycetes; Eurotiales; Aspergillaceae. Bases 169 to 480 code for a protein of 103 amino acids.